AUGGAAGAAAUUUUGUGUUUGAAAAUUCAUUAUAGUUGUGAGUUUGUGGACUCUGAAAAAACUGAUUAUGUAGGGGGUAAAUGUAAUGAUUUAGAGAUAGAUGUGGAUAGGUGGUCAUACUUUGAAUCGGUUGGUGUUGUGAAAGAUCUAGGUUACACUGAGGUAGACACUAUAUAUUAUAAUUACCCCACGUUUGGAAUGAAUGUUCUUAAGGAUGAUAAGGGUGCGUUAGAUGUAGCUGACCUCUGUAGGGCACAUUUAAAAGUUGACAUUUACAUAGAACAUUCGUUAUCUCAACCAGAAUAUGUUAAAAAUCCUAUAAACAUGAUGGAGGAAGAAGCCAUAGAUGAAGAACCAUUAAAUAUGGUUAAUCCGGAGGUAUAA
Lathyrus sativus (Indian pea) is the source of this 384-nucleotide messenger RNA. NCBI's taxonomy places the organism in Eukaryota, Viridiplantae, Streptophyta, Magnoliopsida, Fabales, Fabaceae. The record is from the annotation of a GenBank genome assembly.